This is a messenger RNA of Pocillopora meandrina, 11199 nucleotides long. The record is from the annotation of a GenBank genome assembly. NCBI's taxonomy places the organism in Eukaryota, Metazoa, Cnidaria, Anthozoa, Scleractinia, Pocilloporidae.
CAAGGCGCCAUAUUGGAAAAUUGCUCUGUUCAAGCUCGUUAUUUUGUAACAAUAUUUAUCCUUUUUGAACCAUGCCAACUGCUGUUUUAAAAGACGAAAACGUUCACAAAGAAGAGGAUAAUUAUCCAAGGUAAUGACAGGAAAGAGAUCACACUUAUUGGGCGAUUUGGGCAUAAGAACUGUAGGUUUGACGAAUUCUCAUUUUUACGAAACAGGAUUACGAAGAAAGUGCUAAUUCAACUUUGCAAAGAUCACAAAUUGUACAGAACACCAUAUCUUAAUGAUGUUCUUUACCUUCAUUAUAAAGGUACGUAACUCGAGAUAAAAGUAUGUCAUAUAUGCUUCUUUUUAGUUAACUUAGGUCAUCUAGACAAGUGUUACAUGAAAGUUCAUGUGUAAUUUUUAAUCGUUGUCAUUUUUUAUUAUCAACUUGAAAACCAAUGUCGUUUCAUCAAGCGAAGGCUCGGUGCCCGUAAUAUUUUUUCUGUUUUUCCUUGUGGCUAAAUGUCCGACAGCUGUGCACAGUCUCAAAUAGACUAAGUGUCCGGCAGACAUAAAUUUUCAAACAAUCUCGUGAAAGGUUCUCCUAAACUUCUGAAGCUAAGAGUAUCAGAUGUUUAAGUAGAAAUGCUAAGCGACUCCUUAAAAUAAUUUUUGUUUUUAGUGAACGAACUUUUCGAGUUUGAGUAUGCUGCAAAAGCGCUGGGCGUCGACGCUUAAGAAAGUAUUUGUGGACAGACUGACUUGCAUGGUCUCAAGUGCCCAAUUCAGUCAGAAAUAUUCACUGAUCAUGAAUUCUCUCUAUCACAAACUUCGUGCAAACGAAAUGAGAUUGUUUGAUGCUUGUAAGAAAUACCAAGCUGUUCUUGAAAUCACAAUGGUUUUUUAUUGGAAAAAUUUUCCAAGCUUGUGCCUAUCAUAAAAUUGCUUGAUUGUUAUGUUAUGUUUAUAUGUGCCAAAAAUCUAGUACUUUUAAAUUAUUAUUACCUUUAAGUUCCCUUAGUGUGAUAUUAGCUGAAUUACUAUCACAGGGUUUGCAAAGAUAGAAAACCUUGAGGAGUACACAGGCUUAAAAUGCUUAUGGUUGGAAUGCAAUGGAAUCCAUAAGAUUGAAAAUCUGGACAAUCAGAAAGAGUUGCGAUGCUUGUAAGUACUAUUGGAUCUUUUUCAGUCAACAUCUUUAAGGUGACAGUACAUACUACCCAAUGCAAGAGCUGUCGAGGUUUUCUUGCCAUGGUAUUUUUGUAGAAACUCUCUCUCAGGCUAAUCAUCACUUCACAGGUUUAUUAUGAACCAGUGUAAUGACCAGCUCUUAGUUGACUUGUUAGCUUAGUUGAUAGAGCUCUGCCUUAGUAUCACAGAGGUCAUGGGUUCAAAUCCCAUGGAGGUCUUCAAUUUUUUAAGGCCUUAUUUUCACUACUGCUUAAGUAUUGUUCAUUACUGCAAAGAUUGCUUUCAUAUUAAUUUCUCUCUGGCUUGUUGGACACCAAACAUACACUCGCAAUCAUUUUCAGUAAACCAUGCAGGCAAUGUAUUUGUGCAAAGGAGUACGUUAAUUUUUAAGGAAUCUGUGGACUGCUGCAUCAGUGGGGGUAUUUCAGGAUAAUUUGGUUUCAUUGUGUGAGUCGAUAAUGUAAAUUGGCCGUGGUAGAGAGUUAAUCUAAAUUAACUUUCUGAUCAUUAGCCUUUCGUCAAAGUGAAAUACUCAACAUUUGGGGUAAAACUUGAAAUGUCAGCAUUACAAACUCUGUACAGUGGCCAGUUCACAUUAUCAGUUCAGUUGAUAAAACCUAAUUAUUACAUAUAUGCAAAACAUGUCAAAUAUGCUGUCUCCUCUGCAUCAAAGACCCUUUUUAGCUUACUUGUAAUAUUUCAACACCACUGAUAACCCUAUAUCACUUGCGGGGUUUUAGGAAAACAUCAGUUAGGAUCAAGAAAAGUCAUAGGGUACAGGCUUUCCUAAAACACUUUUUCACCUGUAUCACAGUUACAGGCUUUUAGGAAGCAUCAGUUAGGAAGUAACAUACCACUAAGUGAACACUUUUCAUGACUAUAAUAAUACCAAACAUUUACCAAUGAUAAUUAAUACUUAUACAUUCUGGUCUCUUAUGUAUUUUAUAUGUUUGAAGUAUACCAAUUAACCUAAUGGCAAACUUGUGGGGUUCAGAAUCCAAGGAUCUGGCCACUAUUGUUCAGGGGAAGCAGUGUUCUCCUUUUCAGGCUGUAACCAGUGAAAUUUACUGCCUGUUUAACUCUGAUUACCAUUCAAAAUUAGAUUUCUGUACCAGUUUGACUGAUGAGGAAUCAAGGUUACUGUCAACAGAGUAGGGGUGCCUUCACAAAAAAUCAUGGGGUACAGGCUCCCAUAAAACAUUUUUUUCAGUUGUAUCACAUUCUUUUAAAAGAUUAAAGAUUUUGAAGAUUUUGUAAAUUUUUUUUCGAUGAAUUAAUCUACUACUUUCUUUAGGUGAAAGAAAAAAAAUGAAAUUUUAAUUAACAAAAUUUGACCAGAUUUUGAUGACAGUUAACCUCUAUCCACUGGAUGAAGCUUGGUUUGAAAUAGACAAGAGUUAUUUAGUUAUACUUUUGAGCAGCUUCCAAAAUACCUCUAUGUUCCAGUAAAGCCAAAAUUAUUCUGGGAGGUAAACUGCAUUGGACAAGGCAACUGCAAAGAGUUUGUAGGUUUUUACCUCAUUUUUUUUUCUCAUAGCUUUGUCAUCAUCCAAUAGAUCGUGUUCUCCUAUACAGACCACAUUAGAAUUCUGUAACAUUUAAAAGGGUUUUGUGGUUUAUACAUUGAGUACACAUCCAUGCACAUUCAUAGUGGACAACAUCUACUGCCAGCUUUGUGUUAAUUGGCUGCAUAAUAUUGACUUUGAUUUAGGUACCUACAACAGAAUCUCAUAACAAAGAUAGAGAAUGUGGAACAUCUACAACAGCUGGAUACACUUAACAUCAGCAACAACACCAUUUCUAAGAUUGAAAACAUUGGUGAGUUUGUUCUUGCUAUUGAUUGCAUACUGUAUACCUGUACAGUCCUGUGCAACUGUAGCUAAUUUUUUAUCCUUCAUGGAGAUGCAAACACUAAAUAUUGCCCUCUGACACACUGACCUCCCCGAAGAUACACAAGAUCUAGUCAGAUUUUUAUUUUACUUUCCGUAAUGAUUUGAUUUACCACCUGCUGUGCUUAUAGAGUGUAUUAACUUUUGGUACCUCAAGGAUAAGCACUUAUUCAAAACAGGGCAUUUUUUAAGGAAAGGGCACUAUAAAUAUUUCUUUUUUGAGAAAUAGCAGAUUGUGCAGAACAAAGCUUUAGUGUUUAUUUGAAAAGGAUCAAUAAGACUUGAAGGUGGACAUGUUGUUCCUGGAUCUUUCCUGGGUAAAAUUAAGGCCAGCUAAGCAAUUGUCAGAAAAAAAAAUUUAAGUCAUUGUUCAUUUAAAGGGACUGUACACUCAUGUGGCCACAAUAAUUAAGAGACUGAGACAUAGACCACUGUUUUUGUAGUGAAGCUUCAAAGGAGAAAUUAAAGGAACAUGAACCUGGCUGAUCGCAAUGUUCAUGUACCAUAAUAGUACUGUCUCUGAAAUGGAAAAGGGGUGCCUAUUGGAAUGAUAGUGCUUAUUCAAUAGAGGCCUUUGUAAGAAUAGGGGUGCUUAUUGAAACAAGGGCACUAAAUUGAAUCACUGCGGUACCUCCAUCCUGAUUGUGCAGUUUCUUCAACAGGAGCCAUACCCAAACUUAGCACUUUACAGAUAUCACACAACCGUUUGUCAACUGCUGAUGACUUGAGACAUUUGUCAGAAUGUUGUAAUCUGAGGUAAUGUUGAUUUUUACUGUUUAUGGUUCAAACUUACAUGUAAAGCCUGCAAGGCUGGCAUUCAAAAGUGGGAUGGAGAGAGUGAUAUGCAAUCAUAUGUGCAGAUCUGAAACUGAGCGUCAAGUCUUUGAAAACCUUUGAUUCCCUUGGUCUUCUUGUAUGCCACACAGGCUUCAAUCCUUAUCUCAAUUACGGAAACAUUUUCUUUUGCCCCCCUCAUCAAUGUUGGUAACAGGAAAAUGUGACUACUGGUACUUGGAAAAAAAAUGGACAUUGACAGACUAGAGGAGAUAGGUGUUGAAACAAAAUAUGAUGAGGGUUUGGUUGUACCUGUACUUUUUCAUCAACUUAACAUUCGUAAUUACAUGCUUAUUGAGUAAGUGGGAGAGCAGUAUGGGAAAACAUUUGGCUCAAGGUCAUGAUGUAUGGACAAAUGCAGCUGGGUCUGUGUGUCAUGACUGAGCAUUAAAUUUUUGUCAUACCAUCACUUUCACAGUGAAAACUUUUCUUUUAUUUUUGCAAGUCAGAACAGGAAACUCACAAUUCAUUGAAAAACAAAACUUGGAUUCUAAAUUCUGUUUUCUUUAAAGUUCAAGUCCAUGAUUAAAACUCACUCAUUUUUGUAAAACUAGCAAAUGUAGCAAUGUUUUUUUUUGCAACAAAGUUGUGCAGGCUUGAUGGCUUUCACCAGACAGGUUCACUUCAACCUGUCCAGCUCUACAGACUUCAUAUCAGCUUUUAAUACAGUUUUCUAUGGGAUUGCAUCAAUGCAAUGUGAGAUUACGUCAAUGCAAUUACAUCAUUUCGAUUCUGAGUAAUAUAACAUACUUCAUAGGUUAAAGAAAUCUUCAAAUUUCAUUAGGUAAAAGUAUUGAAUGAUCUUUCAUGCAUCUUGUAGAACUGCUUCAAUAGGAAUACAUAAUGUACAUUUGAAGUGCACCAACUAAUGACUGUCUACAAAGAGAGGAAAUCUUCUCUUGCUUUCUGCCUUUUGAGCGACUGUCCAUAACCAUUUCAUGUUGUUUGUCUUUCCAACAUGUAAGAAAUGUCUCCUUUCUCAUGUCUGCUUGUCUGUCAGUCCUGGUGUCUGUCAAUCUGUUUUGCACUUAUUAUCUGUGACUCUCUGUCUGUUUGGUUCUGUCUCACCACUUGCCUAACCCUUUAACUCCCAAGAUCUGAUUGUUAAUUCUCCCCUCUAGCUACUACUCAUUUUCUUGUAAAUUAGUCAUAAGAAUGUGGUGUUAGAUCAACAUGACAACUUCUACCUGAUAGGUUUGAGUAUUCUCCUUACCAGUUUACUGUAUAAUGUAUGGAUAUUAUCAGUAGCGAGAAAUAAUAAGUUAAUCACUUCUGGGAAUUAAGGGGUUAAUUCAAACUACAUAUCCAAGUCCUUCUGAAUGUUAGAAAUCUUGUUCAAGGUGACUCUCAUUGUAAUUAUUAUUGUUCAAGGUGACUCUCAUUGUUUAAAAUGCUUAGUUUAAUAUAUAUAUUUUUAGGACCUUGGUAAUUGUGACUGAAACAUUUCCCUUGCUUUCACAGUGUUCUUGAUGUUUCCCACAACCGGAUUGACGACCCUGAUGUCGUGAAGGUCUUUGAAUCCAUGGAAAACCUUGUAAGUUGACGGCAUUAGCAUCUUAAGAUGGAAAGUGUUUGAUCUCAUACACUGUGCAUUUUACACGAUUUGUCUUGUUUUCUUUCAGCAUGUUCUUAAUAUGAUGGGUAACCCGGUCAUCAAGAAAAUCAAGAAUUACAGGAAAAUUUUUAUCAUCAAAAUUGUAAGUUUACAAAGCAAUGAAGCUACUGUAGUUUAUGUGAACAAAAGUUUCAAAUAAGGCGCCUGGCUAGCAUUUCUAAAAUUUUGUCAGACGUGUUACUCCGUAGUACAGACUAACACGAUGGUGAACGCCUAACACGGCGAUCAAACAUCGAGCAUACGCAAGGGGAUCAAUUCUUUCCUGCUGCGCGCCAGUUUCCCGCGCAAAAUUUCAAAGGAAAACAUCAGAAACAGGCACUGCUCGCAAAGUAAGUGAAAGAAAUCUGUAAAAAACAAAACUAGGGAAAUGAAAAACUCGAGACUUUUUGAACAUCAAAGGUCGAUACAUUGUUGAAUAAAGGGGGUGGUGCUGCGUCGGUUGAAGAGUAUGACAGGGUAAUUUAGUAUUAUCAACUGAGUUGAUAACGUAAAGUGGCCACCGUAAAGAGUUUUAAAGCUGACGUUUCGAGCGUUAGCCCUUUAAAACUCUUUCCGGUUUUCCGGUGGCCAGUUUACGUUAUCGACACAGUUGAUAAUACUAAAUUACCCUGUCAAUAUACGUUUGACCGACUCGGCUCAAACCACUUACUCUCCAUACAUAUUGUAGCAGCGAUCUUGUUUUACGUCGGAGUAGCACAUUGUUACAACUAAAUUGUGUUGAAAACGUUCGAUUCAUAAGCGGAAGUGGGUAAAAUUUGUACUGUAUUUUACUCGAAGUCGUCCACUCAGAUUGUUAAGGAUAUUACCUUUUCUCAUCCUAUUUAGAAAGGUCUCAGAUACCUCGAUGACAGACCAGUUUUUCCAAGAGAAAGAGCUUGUGCUGAGGCAUGGUAAGAAUUCAAACCCUUUUUUUCUUGGAAGACGUAGGUGAAAACAAUCUCAAAUACGAUAAUACCCCUCACUAAGUGACGCGAGUGAAUGAUAAACAGGAAGAUUAAGGUUUGCUUGGAGGCCUGUGAUUCUAUAACGUUUACACACAUUUUCAGGGUUAAGUUUAUGGGCAACUUAGAGGUAGUACUUGUAGGUGCGUACUUAAAAUGGUUUUCUACAUUGCAUUUUAAGAUCAUUUGUAUUUCACUGGUGCACAUGGCUGCGAGUGAGCAUCUAAAAGAUGCAAGCAAAGACUUAAUUAUAUUUUAAGACGCAUUAUGAAGGGGAGCAGUAACCCAAAACCAAAACCAAACCCAUCGUUCAAAAGUGAUCUACCAAUUCGCUCAACUACUGAGUGUAGUAGAAUAGAGUGCAUUUCGAUUAAGUGUUGUAAGACCAAAACCAAAGUUAUUACGAGGGCCAAUCAGAAGGAAGGAAAAUGCCCCUAAGGAGUCAAUGAGUACACAGAAAAAAAUCAAACAAACUACCCAAAGCGCGGGAAAAUGUGAGUGACCAAGCCGCGUUUGGUUUAAGGUUUACAUCUGAUUGGUUGAGAGGGUGGUGCAAAUUUCUUGGACCAUUCAGAAAGUACAACGAAGCAAAACCAAUGCAGUUUCGAAUUACCUUCGACACUCAAAUGAAACUUGUUGUAAACCCAGUGUUAUUUCGGAUAUCUGUGGGCAUCCGAUGGAAAAAUUAUCUAUUACUUAGGGAGAAGGGUGGAGUGGAGGCUGAACGAGAAGAAAGAGAAAGAUGGAUCACACGAGAACAACAAAAAAUCAUGGAUAGUUUUAAUGGUAAGAGGAUUCAGCCUUUCUUAACGAAAGAUUUAUGGUUUUAAAAAUUUAUGAAGUACUUUUACGUUAAGGUAUAAAAUUUAUGAAGUACUUUUAAGUUAAGGUAUUAUUUGCCAGAGGGUAUAUGUUAAUCUUCUUUUUAAACAUUGUUUCAUGCAGCCAUGGCGAAGAUAAGGGAACAAAACGAGCUAAAGAAGGUAAGACAUACACGUUCUUGGUUGGUUGGAAAUACAACAAAUAAUUUAAAUCUUCAUGUGGCGAUGAAACGAAACUCAGUUUCACUCCUUAGAUCUCCCUAGACCUGUGUGAUUUUGAAGGGCACCCAAAAGUUUGUCAGCAAUCGACCACCUUACGAGCAACUCUUUUUUUUCGUUUAAAGUGUAAACUAAUAGAAGUAUCCAGUAGUCAGUCAGUUCAACAUGAUUGGAAUGUUAUUGAAAGUUGUGUAUAGCCAGGUUUGAAAAAAGGCUACAGUAAAGAGAUAUUUGGGGGUGCUUAUUUAAUGUAUUUGUGAACUGUGUCUUUCAAUACACCAAUUUGUUCCAGCUCGGUGAAAAAUGAAAAUGAUUUAAUAGAUAUUUGGUGUCAAAAUUCCACACAAUGUGAGUGCAAAUUUUUAAGAUCACAUUUGUGUCUUUUCGAGCAGAAGCAGCAGCAAAUUACAUCGAACGAUGAAAACAAAGAAAACAGCAAUGGGCCAAGCGAUGAAAGUAACAGCGAGAGCAGCCAGUACACUGGGCAACAGCAAACGCGUGCUGAAGAAAAACAGGAGUUUGAAAUUGUGUCACGUGUGUUAACUACAAAUUGUGUUAACACGAAAACCACUGACCCCAAGGAAGAAGGCGACAAUGAUUGUUCAGCUUCAGAACCUGAGACGCCUUCUGUUCAGGAAAUAGAGACUGUUACAAUCGGAUCUUCCACUGAGAACCAUGUGCUAGCUGAUCAAGGAAUCUUUAGUGGAUCUCGACAGCAUCAAGUUAAUAGGGCUGGUCCUAUGAUUACAGAAAUAGUUGUGGAUGAAGGUAGUGAGUCGUGCAAAAACAAUUUUGUGAUAUUUUAUAUGUAUUUUGAGGCGAGGUUGUGUUCGAUAUUAUAUGACAGCUGUUCCUGAAGUAUCCUAAUAAGCACGACAAGCAACAAUUUUAGGUCAUGACAUAACAACGUGUGUUGUGGCAGAUAUAAUAUGAAUAAGAAACCCUUUUCAUGUAGCUCAUUCAUUCGGUGCACAUGCAUGACCAAGUAUAGUUUGCAAUUUCAAAGCAAAAAUGAUAUCAAUGUUUUACAAUUAGCUUUGCUCGUUUCUAGAUGAGGAAGAGAAACGUAAAGGAGAAGGAGUGUUGAUCACAGAAUUAGAAGGUACGUUCAUGUGAAACUGGACUGAACCAGUAAAGUAAAUUAGUGUUUGCUUGUAUUACUGUUGAUUUUGCAUCUUAUUUGAUAAGAAGGCUCCUACAACACCAUCGGCGCAAGCACAGUCAUCUUUCCCCACUCUGUAGUGUUGUUGUUGUUGUUGUUGUGAUUGUUAUUCUAUUGUUUAUUUCUAACUUAACUAAAGUGAAAGGCAACAGCCCCAGAGUCUGUUAAUUUCGCCCAUCACAAGCUUGUUCUUUUCGCUUUUAGCUUGGUGUUGACAAACAACUAGUAUCUUAUCUCAAGUAUAACGUAUUCAGCGUUGAUCUUUUUUUAACGUAUCAGGUUUUCUUUCUUUCCUCAGAAGAUGACAUUGAAACGAUAUCACUGGGAGAGGUUCCUAGGGAAGAGUCACAUGAUUUCCCUGAUCCCCCUGAAGAGGUUUGUUAGAUUUUUAAUAUUUUGCACAUAACACAGUCGACCUCACUGUACCAUCUACAAAUAAAAAUAAAAUUUUUACUUUUUCCCCUCAUAUGAUUACCUAAGAAGAAUUCAUUAAGGUUAUUCAGACAGGUCUUGUUCCGCUGACAAUAUGGAAUUUAAGGUUGAUCAAGGGACUAAAAAUAACUCCCUGUGUAAUUCUAUCGCAGGAUUUGCCCGAGUUGGAGGAAAUUGAUGUGACGGAUCCGUUCUUCAUUCGCAGCUUAAACUCCUCUCAUACCAAGGUAAGAUACGAACUAAAGUUUAUUUACUUUGUUCAUUCGAGGACCUCUCAGUUUUGAAGAAAAAUUCAUUCACACUGCCCCACCUCAUUAUUACUGGAGUACACAUAUUGUUCUUGGCUUCUUUCACUCUUCAGUUGUCAAAGCUUAAAAAAUCUCAACAAAAGCUUCCCAUUAGGUUACGUCUUCCUUUUUUUUCGCUUAUUCCUUGCCUAUAUGCCGGGCUAAUUUAUUCGUGAGGAGAAUUCGCAUCGAAGGGUUUAACGAGACAAAUUUAUGAUGACAAAAACUACAUAAAUUUGUUUUUUCCUCAAGGCAGGAAAGCGCCAAACCAACGACAAAACGUUUAGCAAAAGGAACGAACAACGAUCACUCUUAAGAAUGUGCUGAGGCCCUACGUGCUGAGGCACAUUGUAGAUGAACAUCCCCUGCGUCUUUGUUGAAAUUUACCUACGGCCUAUAGUUCUUUUUAAGGCUUUAAUAGCCAUCCAUUAUUCUUUAGAGUGCCAUUCGGCCUUCCGUCAUGAAUAUGUAGGAUACUUGACGUUUGUGUAGCAAUAUUUUGGUAAUGCUUACGCAUUCACCUCUAAGAUGAUAAAAAACCAUUUGGUUUUUACAAAUUUAGUGAUUUAGUUAUAGUGUAAAAACGCAAUAGGAGAAAAGUCGAUGAUCGAAUUUUCUCCCAUUGCGUUUUUAUACACGUUUCGUACUUAAAAGGUCUUCUAUAGGUCCCUUGUUUUAUUAACGUCGUCUUAAAGAACUCCAUCGUCAGAGGUGCACGUACUUUUUCUUCGAAAAACAUUAAUGGUUCAGAGCGAGUUUCCAGCUUCUCAUUUAUGUUGAUUUUGUUUCCAUAGAGAAAACCACUUAUUGAGGAGAUGGACAGUAAUUUGGGAUCGCAAGAGAGACCGCUUAUUGAAGAAUACCGACGAGAAGAACUCCCUUUCAGUGACCAAGAAAAAGCCCUACCUGCAAGGAAACCUUUGAUCGAGGAAAUAGACGAAAGGUUUGCACGGUUGGAAACGUCUUCAAAGAAACCAAGUAAAGCACUUAUCGAAGAGCUCGAUGUGGUAGAUGACAGGGAAGAAUCAAAGCCACUUAUUGCAGAGAUAUCUUAUGACGAACAGACACCAGAUGCAGAUACUGCUGGAAGGCAAGAAUCUGGGCUCAUCGCCAAAGCUUGUACCCAGUCUACGACUGGUCCAUCUUGGGAAACACUGCAAAGACUCGCUGAACAAGUUGGAUCGACGAUAGAACGGGAGCCACUUGAUAUGAAUAAGGAAAAGAAGGCUUUUAUGAAGAGGAUGCAUGACACCAACUUAGGAGACUUGGACUAAAAACACUAAAACAGCUGAAUGUUAACGGGCUACGUUACAAUAUUUGAGCCAUACUUGAUGACGUGCAAAGCUACCUUCAUAUGUGUGUGGAAAGACAGGAAAACACAAAAGAGGCAAUGAUAAACCAAGAAGGAACAAGAAUGGAGAAGAUUUACAAUGGAUUGCAUGUGAUGGACUGACAUUGCUCAAACUACUUUGCGAAAAUGCUCUUUUAAGAAUAGUUCAUUAGCAGAAGGCUGAUGAAGAUGCUCGUAUUAUUGUUUACGACCAUCACAUAAGGCUUUGUAUGAUUAUGUGACAACACGGUAACAACAAAAGUACUUACUUUGGUCCCAAAGUGUUCCGUGCAUUUGAGAUUUGUCUUAAAACAAGGCGACAGGUGGUUGCCACAUAAAGCUUUAAAUGUUGUCAAUUGCAUGCUAAUGUCACAUCAGGUAAGAUGCGCGAUCAAAAGCAGCUGCAUUUUAUGGUCAUAAUUUCACAUAAAAAUCGUUUAAACGAUCCUUGCAAUGCUUGUCUUUGUCAUCCUUUCAGUGGUUCAGGGACUUUUUU